CAAUAAUCCGCUGAUAAUUUUCAGUGGCGCUAAAACCACUGAAGACCAGAAUCGGAGUGAUUAUUUUCGACCUGAGAGAAAGAAAAAUGUGUUUCAUGUAUAAAUUGUUGAUUUGGAGUAAUCAGCCGGAUGCAGUAUGUCAAGGAAACUCCUUUGUACCUCUUGCACUUAACAAACGACAUUGUGGCUCAAAUAUUUAAGGGUAUAUUUGAAGAAAAAUGGCACCAAAUUUAUUUGGUACGUCAGCAACGCUACUUCUUGAGGCUUCUCAACAAGGAAUUUCUCAGGAGAAAAGUGUCACAAAAUCAGCAGAACCACAAUUAGUAAAAAUCAAAAGUGAUAAACCUAAAUAUAAAUGGCACAUCGUUUGGCGAAACGUUAUAGCUUUCGCUUACAUUCACGCUGCUGCUGUAUACGGAUUGUAUCUUGCAUUAACGACAGCCAAGUUUGCCUCUUUUGUAACUGCUAUUGGAAUUGGCAUUUUAUCCGGAGUCGGUGUCACGGCAGGUGCUCACAGACUUUGGGCACAUAAAGCCUACAAAGCAAAAUGGCAAAUGAGAGUAAUUCUAGUGUUUCUGCAAACAGUCGCUUUUCAGAAUCAUAUUUAUGAGUGGGUGAGAGAUCAUAGGGUACAUCACAAAUUUACAGACUCUGAUGCAGAUCCCCAUAAUGCAAACAGAGGUUUCUUCUUUUCUCACAUAGGAUGGCUGAUGCUCAGGAAACAUCCAGAUGUCUUUAGCAAAGGUGUUAAAGUCGAUAUGAGUGAUAUCGAAAAGGAUCCACUUAUUGUAUGGCAAAGAAGAUUGUACAUUAUUUUGAUGCCCAUCUGCUGUUUCUUGAUUCCAACUUGGCUUCCUUGCUACCUAUACGGAGAGAAACCGAUUGUUGCCUGGUACUUAACAUUACUGAGAUACGCCCUCACACUUAAUGGAACAUGGUUGGUUAAUUCGGCGGCUCAUAUUUGGGGAACCAAACCUUAUGACAAUACCAUCAGUCCAACUGACAGUCUCAGAAUUGGAGUCCUAGCUUUCGGAGAAGGGUGGCACAAUUAUCAUCACGUCUUUCCCUAUGACUACAAAGCGGCUGAACUUGGCAAUUACAGAGCCAAUUUAACAACCGGAUUCAUUGACUUUUUCGCCUGGAUUGGAUGGGCCUACGAUUUAAAAACAGUCACCGUUGAAACGAUAAAUAAAAGAUCUGCCAGAUCUGGUGACGGUACUCGAAUGCAAGUACCAACUGGAAAAGAAUCACCAAUCGAAAAUGACGAUCAUCAUCAUCAUGGACACUCUCACGAUAAUUGUGUAUGGGGCUGGGACGAUAAGGACAUGGACGAAGAGGAUAAAAAAGACGUUCAAAUCUACAAUAAACGUGAUUGAAUACCCAAAAACAAAAGAAAAAAAAUUCCAGAACAGAAAAGAAACGAAUAGCAUUUAUAAGAAUAAUGAAAGAGUGAUUCUAUUUAUUAUGAAAGAUUUAGUUUUAUUAGAAUUAGAUCAUAAACCACUUGUAUAUAUGUAUUUGCGAAAAGAUUACAAAUGUUGUGCAUAAUUUGACAAUCAUUCAUCAACUCGAUGAUAGGCAAAUUAUUCACUAUAAUUUUAAAACAAAAAAUUUUCUCUGAAUCAGAAAAUACUUUUAAUUUUAAAUUAUUGAAAAAAAUAAUAAUUUGAAUUCUACUAACAUCAAAAUUUAUUUAU
Molecule: messenger RNA, 1697 nt
Organism: Leptopilina heterotoma
Lineage: Eukaryota; Metazoa; Arthropoda; Insecta; Hymenoptera; Figitidae
Product: acyl-CoA Delta-9 desaturase-like
Exons: 7
Coding region: 219-1376 (385 amino acids)
Biological process (GO): unsaturated fatty acid biosynthetic process
Cellular component (GO): endoplasmic reticulum membrane
Molecular function (GO): stearoyl-CoA 9-desaturase activity; iron ion binding
Source: RefSeq, a predicted model, not a curated record